Molecule: messenger RNA, 820 nt
Organism: Apis mellifera (honey bee)
Lineage: Eukaryota; Metazoa; Arthropoda; Insecta; Hymenoptera; Apidae
Product: bifunctional transcriptional activator/DNA repair enzyme Ada
Exons: 2
Coding region: 180-743 (187 amino acids)
Biological process (GO): DNA repair
Molecular function (GO): methylated-DNA-[protein]-cysteine S-methyltransferase activity
Source: RefSeq, a predicted model, not a curated record
UUGAUUUCUUUCGAUCAUGUGGCUUUAUUUACAUUUAACAGUUCGACUCCACGAAUGAUGUACAAUAUAAAAUUAAUUCUAAUCGAAUUAAAAUAAAUCUUAAAUUUAUGUAUUAAUAUUAAUUUAAAUAUUCAUAGCAAUAAGUUUAAAUUAUUUUUCAUUUUAAAAAAUUUAUUAUAAUGGUUCGUUUUCAAACUAUGACACCACAAGAAUAUAAAACAAAUCAUCGAAAUUUCAAGAUAAUUUAUGGUUUUUAUCCUACACCUUUUGGAAAUUGUUUAAUUGGCAUUACCAGUACUGAUAAUGCUAUUAUAUAUCUAGGAUUUGUCGACAAAAGUAACAAAGAAGCGUUAACUGAAUUAAAAAGCAAUUGGCCUUUUUCCGAAUUGAUUAAGAACAUUGGAAAUGAAAUAAAUGAAAUUAUAGAAAAAAUUUUUUUCAAACAAAUAUCUACAAAUGAUUCUAUUUUGGUUCUUAUGAAGGGUACAGAAUUUCAAAUAAAAGUUUGGAAGGCUUUGAUGUUUAUAUCAGAUGGUACAACUAUUACUUAUGAACAAAUUGCACAAAAUAUAGGUAAACCAAAAGCUGUACGUGCUGUUGGAAAUGCUAUAAUGAAAAAUUAUAUUGCAUAUUUAGUGCCAUGUCAUCGUGUAGUAGGAAAAUCUGGUAGUAAUAAAUAUAAAUGGGGAACGAAACGUAAAGAAAAUCUUUUGAUACAUGAACGUAAAUAUAUAAACAUUUGAAGUUAUUUUACGCUAUGUACUUUUUUUCAUAAAUUUUGUUAGAUAAUAUUUAUUUUGCAAUAAGUAUAUAAAUUUUU